Spea bombifrons (plains spadefoot toad) is the source of this 2768-nucleotide messenger RNA. RefSeq names its product SMAD specific E3 ubiquitin protein ligase 2 (gene SMURF2). Bases 109 to 2358 code for a protein of 749 amino acids. Gene Ontology annotation, molecular function: ubiquitin protein ligase activity; protein binding. Gene Ontology annotation, biological process: negative regulation of BMP signaling pathway; ubiquitin-dependent protein catabolic process. The record is from RefSeq and is a predicted model, not a curated record. The transcript is spliced from 19 exons. NCBI's taxonomy places the organism in Eukaryota, Metazoa, Chordata, Amphibia, Anura, Pelobatidae.
UCCUCUCUCAUGGCUCCGCUCGGUACAUCCGGGCCUCCGUUCACCGCCUGACCGAUCUCCUUCCCGGCCUGAUCUCGGCUUUCCGCGGCCCCGUUGCCUCUCGGGGCCAUGUCUAAUCAGGGGUCCCGGCGGAACGGACCCGUGAAGCUCCGCCUGACCGUUCUCUGCGCGAAAAACUUGGUGAAGAAAGAUUUUUUCAGGCUCCCUGACGCCUUCGCCAAGGUGGUGGUGGACGGCUCGGGGCAAUGCCACUCCACGGACACGGUGCGGAACACGCUCGACCCCAAGUGGAACCAGCACUACGACCUGUACAUCGGGAAGUCGGACUCGAUCACGAUCAGCGUUUGGAAUCAUAAGAAGAUCCACAAGAAGCAGGGAGCCGGAUUCCUGGGCUGCGUCCGGCUUCUGUCCAACGCAAUCAAUCGCCUGAAGGACACGGGCUAUCAGCGACUGGAUCUCUGCAAGCUCGGCCCGAGUGACAAUGAUACAGUUCGUGGUCAGAUUGUCGUCAGUCUCCAGUCCCGAGAGCGGAUCGGCAGCGGCGGGCAGGUUGUUGAUUGCAGCCGUUUGUUUGAUAACGAUUUACCGGACGGCUGGGAGGAGAGGAGGACGGCCUCCGGACGCAUCCAGUACUUGAACCACAUCACACGGACCACGCAGUGGGAGCGGCCGACCCGGCCGGCGUCUGAAUACUCCAGUCCAGGGCGGCCCCUCAGCUGCUUUGUGGAUGACAACGCACCGGUCCCCGUGACGAACGGCGCCACGUGCGGGCAGAGCUCGGACCCCCGGCUCACGGAGAGGAGGGUCCGCUCGCAGCGGCACAGGAACUACAUGAGCAGGACACAUUUACACACCCCCCCCGACCUGCCGGAAGGAUAUGAACAGAGGACCACGCAGCAAGGCCAGGUGUACUUCCUGCACACGCAGACUGGGGUCAGCACGUGGCAUGACCCACGCGUGCCGAGGGAUCUCGGCAACGUGAACUGCGAGGAGCUCGGCCCGCUUCCCCCGGGCUGGGAAAUCCGCAACACGGCAACCGGGAGGGUCUACUUUGUGGAUCAUAACAACAGGACCACGCAGUUCACGGAUCCACGGCUGUCCGCCAACCUUCACCUGGUGCUAAACCGGCAGAACCAGCUGAAGGAUCUCCCGCAGGAGGUGGUCACGCUGUGCCCGCUGCCGGACGAGGCCGACUGUCUCACCGCGCCACGUUAUAAGAGGGAUCUCGUGCAGAAGCUGAAGAUCCUGCGCCAGGAGCUGUCCCAGCAGCAGCCACAGGCCGGCCACUGCCGCAUCGAGGUGUCACGGGAGGAGAUCUUUGAGGAAUCCUACAGGCAGGUGAUGAAGAUGAGGCCGAAGGAUCUGUGGAAGAGGCUGAUGAUAAAGUUCCGUGGCGAGGAGGGUCUGGAUUAUGGAGGGGUUGCUAGGGAAUGGCUGUAUUUGUUGUCCCACGAAAUGUUAAAUCCGUACUACGGCCUCUUCCAGUACUCACGGGACGACAUCUACACCCUGCAGAUCAACCCGGACUCCGCCGUGAACCCGGAACAUCUGUCCUAUUUCCAUUUCGUGGGGCGGAUCAUGGGGAUGGCCGUAUUCCACGGACACUACAUCGACGGGGGGUUCACGCUGCCGUUCUAUAAGCAGCUGCUGGGGAAGCCAAUCACGUUGGACGACAUGGAAUCUGUGGAUCCCGAUCUUCAUAACAGCCUCGUGUGGAUCCUCGGGAACGAUAUCACGGCCGUGCUGGACCACACGUUCUGCGUGGAACACAACGCGUUCGGGGAGCUCAUCCAACAUGAACUGAAACCCAACGGAAAGAGCAUCGCGGUCACCGAAGAGACCAAAAAGGAAUACGUCCGGUUAUACGUGAACUGGCGGUUCCUGCGCGGGAUCGAGGCGCAGUUCCUGGCGCUGCAGAAAGGCUUCCACGAGGUCAUCCCGCAGCAUCUGCUCAAAGCCUUCGACGAAAAAGAACUGGAGCUGAUAAUCUGUGGCCUCGGGAAGAUCGACGUGAGCGACUGGAAGACGAACACGCGGCUGAAGCACUGCACCCCUGACAGCAACGUGGUCAAGUGGUUCUGGAAAGCCGUGGAGUCGUUUGACGAGGAGAGGAGAGCGCGGCUCCUCCAGUUUGUGACCGGAUCUUCCAGAGUCCCUCUCCAAGGCUUCAAAGCGUUACAAGGUGCUGCCGGCCCCAGGCUCUUCACCAUCCAUCAGAUUGAUGCCAACACAAACAACCUCCCCAAAGCCCACACGUGCUUUAACCGUGUGGACAUCCCCGCGUACGAGAGCUACGAGAAGCUGUACGAGAAGCUGCUCACGGCCAUCGAGGAGACGUGCGGAUUCGCCGUGGAAUGAGUGAGUCGGCCCCGUGGCGGGAGGAGCUGAGCGUGUAUCACGACACGUGGAUAUAUCGUGAUAUGACAGCGUGGUCUAUAUCCUCUGAUCUGAUCCACGCUCCGCACGUGCGACUUUGCUGCUAUUUAAACCGAUUUUGGGCCACGCCGUGAUAGAAAGUGACUACUAUUUUUUAUAAAAAGGGACGUUUAUUACAUUCCGGGAGCUUUUCACCCAGAAGCAUCUGGCGUCAUCGGCGCGGCCCCCCCGGACGGAUGUGGCGUGGCCCCCGGAGUCACCGUUACAUAGCUUUUGGUUUUAUUAAUAUAUUUCUUCUCCCGAUAAUUUAAUCUCCUGCCCGUCUUUUUACCCGCGAAGGAUCCUUUUGUAAGUUUUUGUUAUAAAUUAAAGCUGUUAUUUCUGCAGAAUAA